This is a messenger RNA of Trichophyton verrucosum HKI 0517, 219 nucleotides long. RefSeq lists its product as uncharacterized. The transcript has a single exon. NCBI's taxonomy places the organism in Eukaryota, Fungi, Ascomycota, Eurotiomycetes, Onygenales, Arthrodermataceae. The coding region runs from base 1 to 219 and encodes 72 amino acids. The record is from RefSeq and is a predicted model, not a curated record.
AUGGCCGAGAGCGAGAGAGGGAAGAAGAGCAGCCGGACGGAGCAGCCUGGAGCCUCUCUCUCUGCAGCCGGCAGCAAGGGUGAGGGCGAAGGGCGAGCAGGCGGGAGAGAGGGCGAGAACCAGGACGGAGAUGCGGUUUUGUCAACGAAGCAACCAGCAGCAGCAGCAGCGAGCUUCCGCUCAACCAGCCAACCAGCCAGUCAACUUCGCCCAACCUAG